AUGAAAGCCAUAAAUGGUAAAUCGCCGAUCACUCGCAACUUGACGCCCUUGUUCACCCGACAUCGGGAUCGACGGGCUGCAAGGAAGCUCGGUGGUGGGCUGCAUGGCGACGUGGAUCGUCUGCUCGACGUGGAGGGGGGUCGAAAAGAGGUCUCGCUGGAGAUGGCCCCGCUGCCACCUCAAUGGGUCGAGGCAGCCGAACAGGCGAGAGAGGACAUCAAGACAAUUAAAGACAAGAUGGUGCAGCUUGAGAAAGCGCAGUCAAAGCGCCUCAUUCGAGUAUUCUCGGACGACAAAACUCCCGACAGAGAGGUCGAACGAAUAUCCAACGAAGUGUCAAAUCUUGUAAAGAGAUGCGAGAAUUCAAUUCACCAGGUGAAGACCCGUGGAACUGCUCUUGCCUCUGAGAAGGACAGAGAGUUGAGGCAGAACAUGCAGCGGAAUCUCGCUACUCAGCUUCAACAGCUCUCGCAGCACUUUCGGCAGUCCCAGAAGGACUACCUGAAUGACAUCAGAAACCGCCAGAAAGGAGGGCUGAUAGACGAUGUUGCGAAAGGAAGCAUGCCCGACGCCGACAUAGGUUUCACCGAUGGCCAGCUCCAGGAUUUGCAAGAGAUGGAGCAAAGUGCGACCGUGAGGAAUGAAGAAAUCAACAAGAUCGCGGCCUCCAUCACAGACCUACAUACAAUUUUCAAGGAGCUUGCGGUGCUGGUCAUAGAUCAGGGAUCCAUCCUUGACCGCAUUGACUACAAUAUUGAGCAGGUUGUCCACCAAAGUGCAGAAGCAAAUAAGCAGCUUCGAAAGGCAGAAGAAAGCCAAAAAAGCAAUCGAGCACACUGCCAUGAACUGCAUCUACUUCCUGGUCAUUGUCAAUCUUGUCUUGAUUAUUUUGCUGAUUCUGAAGGCCAGACACUAGGCUCGGACCAGUUUGAGUCUUCCCUGAUUCAAGAAGCUUUCUGGCCAGCGCUGUGCAGCAUGGGCAAGAAAGCUGGAUAUGUGGAUCCGGAUGACGAGCGCAUUCAGAAGGGACAGCGGCAGCUGAUUGAAGAGUCUGCCAAAUGGAAAGGACCGGGUCACAAGGAACGCCAACAAGAGCGGGAAGUCCGGAAGGCAAUGAAGAACCGGGCCAAGCAGCCCCAGGAGAAGGCCUCUUGGAAGCAGCAGGCUGCUGGCUGGUUCUUCAUCUUGUUCAUGUGUGGCAUAGGCUUUUUUUCGUUCCUGUUCUCAAUCUCCGACUUCAUUAUUGGCAAUGGGGUUGUCACGCUUGACGUGCAAGACACAGCAAAAUUAAAGAAAGUGCUCUUCGGUGGAGACCCCUGGCUUAUCUACUGCAUAAACGACGAGACUGUCAAUCACCGCUUGCCGCAAAUUCUGGAGGAAUCCGGCAGAAGUCUUUGGCGGAGCUUGGGGUUGAGUGUCGGCAUUCUUCGGUGUUGGGACCAGACUUCUAGUGGUCGAAGUGUGGCCCAGCGGUUCAGCCUCAGCCUGAAGCCACCUUUGUCCUUCGUUGUCGCCAAUGGCAACAAGCCGCGCCCUCUCCCUCUUACUGGAAUUUCAAAAGUCGAGGAUCUGGAGAAGAGAAUCAAGCCUGCUCUCGUUUUGGAAAUACAUCGGAUUGACGCUUUAAAGAAGUGGUCGACCAUCUGCACUUCACGUCGUUCCUGCGUCGUCGUGGGCCACAAGAAUACCGCUCAGCGUGACACUGCACUGAACGUUUUGAGGCCAUUGCAAGAAAAGUUUCGCAGUCUCAAAGUUGUGUCGCUGGACACGUCUUUCUGGCAGCUGAAGCUUGAAGAAAGCCUUCUUGCGACGAGAAGCAAGGAGAAGGGUGGCGCGGAUGUGCUUUGCCUGACCCGAGAUGAUUCGACAGGCAAUGCAACGUACGGUGGCUUGUUCAUGCAAAGCAUGGACGCCAGCAGCGCUACAUCGUUUCUUCAGGCUUGCGCUGACCAGCAGUCGGCGCCGCUGAAAUCCAUGCCGAGGAUCAAAGCGCGUCCCUCAAAACCCAAGAAGGUGACUGCAACCUCGGCACCAGCACCUCGUCCAAAGCCAUCCCAGCAGCCAGCACCUCCCCACAGGAAAGGCAAAGUUGACCAAGUGGGGUCCAGAGACAGUUUGCAGGACGAGGAGCCACUUUUCGAGGCGGUUCGGAACACAUUUCAGCUUCAGACGUAA
Molecule: messenger RNA, 2175 nt
Organism: Symbiodinium sp. CCMP2592
Lineage: Eukaryota; Dinophyceae; Suessiales; Symbiodiniaceae
Source: the annotation of a GenBank genome assembly